Molecule: messenger RNA, 546 nt
Organism: Xylaria bambusicola
Lineage: Eukaryota; Fungi; Ascomycota; Sordariomycetes; Xylariales; Xylariaceae
Product: DnaJ domain-containing protein
Exons: 2
Coding region: 1-546 (181 amino acids)
Source: RefSeq, a predicted model, not a curated record
AUGGGCAUGGAACUUCAACCCCCGACUUGUGUAGACCACUAUGCAGAUCUGGGAGUAUCCCCAGACGCAAGCACGCAAGAAAUCCGGCGCGCAUUCUACAAAUUGGCCAAAGAAACACAUCCAGACAAGAACAACAACGAGAGCACGCACACCCCUAGAUUCCGCAAGGCGCAAGAAGCAUACGAAUGUCUAAGCGACGCAACGCGCCGGCAGGUCUACGACCUCUCGUACCCCAGCAUCCGCGCAGAAUGGGCGCACUACCACCGCCACACCUCUGCCCAUGACAUUCACAACACCAACGCGAAUGAACCCUGGACGACAAAUUGGUCGCACCUGUCAGAAGAAGAGCGGCGGUACGAGGCGCAGAGGCAGCGGAUCGAGGACUUCCGGCGCAGAAUGGAGGACUCGUUGAAGAGGAUGCAGGAGAGCCGGCGCAUGAUGGAGGACAACAGGCGCAAGAUGGCGGGCUGCAAUCGCACCAUUGAUGAUUUCUUCACGAGGUGGCAGAGCUUGCAGUUCCCGUUUAUGGGGGCCAUGAGGUUAUAG